Messenger RNA from Ceraceosorus bombacis, 1462 nucleotides. Lineage: Eukaryota; Fungi; Basidiomycota; Exobasidiomycetes; Ceraceosorales; Ceraceosoraceae. The record is from the annotation of a GenBank genome assembly.
AUGUCGGAUGCCGAUGCUGAGAGCAUCGGUAUCGUGACUCAUAAUGGCACGCAUCACGGUGAGCCAUUCAGAUGAGAGCCUCUCCCUUUCCAUUCGUGCAAGCGCAGCCAAUCGUCUGGCUUUUCCCCUUCUUCUGACACUCUUCUUCGCCAUACUCCACAAUUUUCGCGCACCUCGCACCUCGCAGCCGACGAAGCUCUCGCUGUAGCUCUUCUUCGAUCGUUGCCGCAAUUUUCAUCCUUGCCGCUCACGCGCACCAGAGAUGCCAGCUUCAUCGACAAGGGCACCAUAGUGGUGGAUGUUGGAGCUACGUACGAGCCGGAAAGACAGAGGUUCGAUCAUCAUCAGAGAGGUUUCGAACAUACCUUUGAGAAUGGUUUCAACACCAAAUUGAGCAGCGCUGGUUUGGUUUGGAAGUGAGUGUCGCAGAGAUCUUCGUGAUGCUGCGCUAGGUUUGCUCGUUGACGAAUCAGAGCCUUUCUUGUGGGUGGUACAUCAGACACUACGGCAAGGCUAUUCUCUCACAAAAGCUCUUUGAAGACGUUGAUUCGGAUCUUGUCGAUCUUCUGUGGAAGAAGCUGUACGAAGAUUUCGUCGAAGCAAUCGACGGCAUCGACAAUGGCAUCGCGCAAUAUUCUGGUCAAGCGCUGUACAAAUCUAGCACUGAUCUCUCGAGCAGGGUGGGACGUCUGAAUCCGCGUUGGAACGAGGUACUGCCGAGCGAUGCGGCGCAGAAGCAAAAGGAAGAGGAUCAGAGGUUCGAGAAAGCUUCCGCUUUAGCUGGCGGAGAGUUUUGGGAUACGCUAGAAGGACUUAGACUGGCUUGGUUACCUGCUAGAGAAAUUGUGCUUCGUGCCGUAGAGGGUAGGAAAGGCGUCGAGGGGGCAGACUCGCGAGGGAGAAUCCUGGUGUUUGAUGAGUACGCAAGUUGGAAAGUGAGUCGUGGACAAGGGGGCAAAUUUCGGUUUGUCUAGGCCGGCAUCGGCGACGUUCGUGGUUCAGACGCGUAUCUCAUCCCUGUUCCUGGAAUGUUCCAUCGCAGGACCACUUGCACAAGUUGGAAGCUCAUCUCAACAUCCCAGAAGCCGAGAGACCUUUGUACGUCAUCUACCCCGACAGCUCUAGCAGCUGGAGAAUUCAAGCUGUGCCCGUCACGCCCACCUCUUUCGAGAGUCGCAAAGCUUUGCCGGAAAAAUGGAGGGGAGUCAGGGAUGACCAGCUGGACGGAUUGCUCGGAUUCGAGCAGGACCUCAAAGGCGCCAUCUUUGUUCACGCAAGCGGUUUCAUUGGAGGUGAGCAGACGGUUCGGCUCGGUUUCAUCUUGCGUCUCGCCUUUUCAAGUCGCGUGCGUCAUUCAAUUGUCUUGUUCUCCUCACCACGCUUUCGCACCCUCGAUGCACGCGCAGGCCACAAGACGCGCCAGGGGGCACUUGCUAUGGCCAGAGCAGCUCUGGACUUGUGA